Acanthoscelides obtectus is the source of this 809-nucleotide messenger RNA. Lineage: Eukaryota; Metazoa; Arthropoda; Insecta; Coleoptera; Chrysomelidae. The record is from the annotation of a GenBank genome assembly.
UUAAUUACUUUGCUGGAAGAUAGGCGAGUCCUUUGGGACCAGACGCUGGAUAAAUACAAAGACAAUACUGCAAGUAUUGCAGGUUGGCGCGAAAUAUGCGUUAUUCUAAUGGAGGAUUUUGAGGCUAUGGAACAAAGACAAAGACAAGAGUUCGGAAGACUUGUUAUGAAAAAGUGGAGACAGAUGAGAGAUGCCUGGGUGAGAUCACUAAAAGAUAAAAAGAAUUGCAAGACGUCUGGUUCCGCUGUCUCAAACACGAAGCCUUACAAAUACCAUAAUCAGAUGCUGUUUUUGAAAAAAGUAGUUGCUGCUGGUGAAACGCACGAAAGCGUCUCUGCUAAACAAACUGAAGAACACACCGAAGAUGACGCCACGACAUCGAAUGAACCUACAAACGAAGAUAACAGUGUGACUACAAUGACACAACUUGACAAUGACGGUCAAAAGGACAAACAAAAUCUAGCCCCCCCGCCAAAACGCAGAGCACCAGCCAAAAGAUAUUUUAAUGAAAUGGAUGCCAAAAUGAUGUCCUGCAUCGACUAUCAGAUAAAACCGAAGAAAAUUGAGUAGGAUGAUUGCAAUUUAUCGUUCUUCAAAGGUAUUUUGCCGUCCUUGGCUUUGCUUGAUGAUGACCAAACUUUGGAAUUCCAGUCAGGGGUGAUAAACCUAUUACAAAAUAUUAAACUUAGGAGAGUUGGCCAGUCAACUUAUGACUGGUCAGCCUAUACUCAAACAUCUGGUGCUAGUCACUAUCAAUCUCAGGGCUAUUUUAGCAGACCACAGCCUACUGAUAGUGCACUAUCGCCAGU